Messenger RNA from Porites lobata, 2020 nucleotides. Lineage: Eukaryota; Metazoa; Cnidaria; Anthozoa; Scleractinia; Poritidae. The record is from the annotation of a GenBank genome assembly.
AUGCUUUCACCCCUCAGCUAUGAAAGGGAUUGCAACGAAAUUGUUUCUACGUUCGUGGACCAUAAAGUUCUUGUAGGAAUUAGGCAAAUUUGGGCGCGUGAACACUGGAGGCGCUUGUGGAGCGAAUUGUACGACAAUGAGCCUUUUGAUGUUGACCUGAGUGCCCCUGCCAGUAACGUGCCACAUGUGUCAAGAAUCCAAUAUGAUAUCGUAAGUGCAUGCAGUCGACAAAGGGUCUUUAAUUAUCAGGUUUCCCUACCCCAUUACGGUGACGAGAAGUUUUUAACGAAAGCUCUUGAACGAUACAAACAGCACCUAAAGUUCGUGCAACAGCAUCCCAAUAAGUUCUUGGUACCAUGUUUUGACUCUGAUCUCAUUUGGCAUUCGCACCAAGCCCAUCCGCUGGCCUACAGGACAGACACAAUAAAUCUUCUGGGAAAGGUCCUUAACCACGAUGAUUCAGCGAACGACCGACGGGCAGGCUCAAAACGUUCAACAUCCGCACAAACAACAGAACAGCUGUGGUCAGCUGCUAACAUGGAGUACGAGAGAAGAGGAACCAUGUUUCGAGGUGAACCUCCAUUAAGUAUUGGAGAGAACGAUAAGCCCGUCGAUUAUUCUUCGAUGCGGGUGAAUGAAUACACCGUAGAUGUUAUCAAGAUAGAGAUUGGAAUUUCCGCAUCCAAGUGCUACAAAGUGAAAAUUGAUGUAAAAGAAAAUAUCGAUGGAAAUGCCAUCAAGAAGAGAUUUAAAGGACCCGCCACUGAGAUUUAUAAGCCCUCUGGGGUUCCUCUAUCAAAGUUCGUCUUCAGAACAGAAACCAACAACUUUUUUCAGGUAAGAUAGUUUCCUAGAAUAACACAGACGUUCAGUGUUCAUUUUCAGUGAGUUUUCAAGAUUUUUGCUGCUUCAUCUUCUAAACACAUUUUCAUCUUUUAAUAAAGCCGUCCGCCACUUUAGCUUUUAAUUCAAGUUCACUUUUUAUAGCUAUAGUAUGUAGACGUUAGUAUUUAUAUGGCAAACUAGUUUAGUUUUUCUUUUUACUUUUAAUUACCUUUUCUUCUCUCUGCUUAUAAGCAUGUAUCUUGCUAGAGGUUUAGUCAAGUUCAUCAGCCCGAGAAACUAUUACUACUACUACGACCAUUACCACCAUCACCAUCACCGCCAAGAUCAUCAUUACCACCAUUACCAGCACCAUCAUCAACACCACUACCAUCACAAUCACCACCUCUUACCCGCUUGAAAGACUAUCACUGCUACUCACUAUCACUACUAACACCACCACCAUCAACACCAACACCGCCACCACCACCACCACUACCACCACCACCACCACCACCACUACCACCAUCAUCAACACCACUACGAUUUCAACCACCAUCACAUGUAGCACUACUACAAGUACAUCAUGUUCCCUAAAAGCUGCAUUCCUCAUAACCAAUCACAACCGAAAAAGUUUAGUUGUGUAUUAUUAGAAAGAUUAUGAUGGUGCAUUUCUUCCUGGAUGUUUGAUUGUUUUAUUUACGUUAGUAUGUAAAGUUGACACUUCAAGGGAAACAGUAACCUUCGAGACCGCGCUGACCUGGACACUAGUUCUACAACUUUUCAUCCUAUGAUAUAGUUUUAUAUUAUUUGGUUAAAGAAGUGUGAAUCGCGUAUCUUGUAAUAUGCAAAUCGCCUAAAAAUGGCACCUAAUGUGCUAAGCAUCAGCUGACUGCGUCCUUUUAGGGAAAGUUGCCAUCUAACAUAUCGCUAAUUGGUGAUAUAUUUUUUGAUGGAUUACUGAUAAAUUUGGACAAAUUGAACUUCUAUUUUAAUCUAAUCUCAUCGAUCUUCGAAUAACUCAGAAAUUUGCACUUUAUUUACGGCAGAUUGAAAUUUCCCAGAAAUGUCCAUCUUGUCAAUGCCUUCAGGGGAAGAAUGCGGAAGGCUUACGUUUCCCUUUCCCAUUGGAAAUGUUCAUGCAGAGACGCCUGGAAGCUCCACAGACAGUAACACACAGGGAAGAUUUCUCACGUGA